UGGUUCUUUCGUUCGAGUCUGAGGGAUAGGUGGAGCAACUUCCCAGCCGGCGCUUCAGCCCAUCCCACGUGUGGACCUCUGCCACAUCCAAAUGAGAAGGGGAUCUCGUGAACCGCAGCUGCUGAGUCAGAGCGACAUCGAUGCUGCCGUCGCAGAUCUGCUUUCGUCAUCGGACGAGGCCUUCACAGCGGCAGCGCUGACAUUGGCUCGUGCGUGUAUCAAUAAAAGGCUCAGCAGACAGGAGGCCCGAGGUCUGAUCGCCCGGCUCCUCGAGGACAAGGAUGGUCUUCGCCGCACACUGGCGCGGCUGGUGGAUGACGGAGAGAAGGAGUCUCAGCUGGCUGUGGCCGAUCUGCUGCUCUGCCUCGCAGUGGAGAUCAAGCCCGCUCUUGCAGCUUUGCAGCCAUCUCAGCUGGUCGAUGUGGCUGCUGUUGUUGUGGAUCUGGUUACAUGGAGGCACAUAUCAGCAGAUGGCAGCAGCCGCUGUUAUGGGCCCGACGAGAGCCUGGCCGUCAAACACGGCCUCAAAGCUGAUGCUGCAGCGGAUAUCGUCACGCUUGUGCGGCUGGGGCUUCUUAUCGCGGCGCUUCAGGCUCUGCGUGAGGCUGCACCGCAGGAGGGCGCUUGUCUCCGGGACUUACUGCUCGCCGGCCACCAGACGACCAUCAAGCAGUGCCUGACCGUCACGCGUACCGACAUCGAGGGGUCUGUUUCGAGGACGGCGUUUGAUGUCUUGAAAUCGCUGCUGCUGCCGUUUACGCCGUCGCCAUCUUCACCAGAUGCGGAGGAUCCCGCCCCCAUUCCCCUCCAGCUGUCCCUCCCCUUGUUUACACUCCUGGUCGACCAUGUGGUGGAGCUGGCGGAAGGGACGACCCUCAUGCACGCACAGGGGUUGCUGAUGGCGCUGGAGCUACCUGGUCUGGUUGCCCGUGCAGCUUCGUGGCGGCAGGACAGAUGUAAGUUGAUGAGCAAGUGACCGGCCACCACUCAACCUUGUCGUCUUCUAUGUGUGUGUGUCCGUCCAUCAGCUCUGCGCGAGAAGGAUGUCAAGCGGCUGGUCAGACAACACAUUUACCCACAUAUGGAGACGCUUUUGGGCAUCAUCGCCUCGGCACAAGGAGGGAUGUUGGCUGUGGGGACGGCCACAGUGGGUGCCAUUAGUGAAUUCAGCGGGCAGUGGGACUCUCCUACCCAUGUCCCCCGCUCGUCGUGCCGGCCGCUGCUUGACAAUCCCUCGCUGAUCAUGACGGCCAUUAAAGCGGCCAAUGCCAUUGUCGGCCAAGACGUCGAGCUACCGCCAUAUGUCUACACCACAAUGCUCUUCGUGGGGAAACUGUCAUUAACC
Molecule: messenger RNA, 1345 nt
Organism: Vitrella brassicaformis
Lineage: Eukaryota; Vitrellaceae
Source: the annotation of a GenBank genome assembly